Rhagoletis zephyria (snowberry fruit fly) is the source of this 701-nucleotide messenger RNA. The record is from RefSeq and is a predicted model, not a curated record. NCBI's taxonomy places the organism in Eukaryota, Metazoa, Arthropoda, Insecta, Diptera, Tephritidae.
AUGUCAUCGCCACUUGAAUCCAAGCCAGUCAUCGGCAUCACCAGCGACGGCAAUCCCUGUUCUGUGGACAGUCUAAGUCAAAGCUCUACGCCUGCAAUCAUGUCUCUAGCAAUAGGCAAUGAAAAUGACUACAACACCGAAUCUUCGGCUAUCGCCACCGUUGAUGAAUCUGUGAGCACCUGCAAAACUGCUUCUGCUACUGCUGCUGCUGCUGCUGGUAGUGGUAACUUUGCCUGGAUCAAGGAGAAGAAAUCAACGCGGAAACAACAUCAAGGCGAAAGUAGUUUACCCAGACGUCUUCGAACUGCGUACACUAACAACCAGUUACUGGAGCUGGAAAAGGAGUUUCACUUCAACAAGUACCUUUGUCGGCCAAGAAGAAUUGAGAUUGCCGCCUCAUUAGACUUGACCGAACGACAGGUAAAAGUGUGGUUUCAAAAUCGAAGAAUGAAGCACAAAAGGCAAAGCGGCUCAAGCAAAAAUGGCGAUGAGAAGAGCUCUAAGGCAAGUUCGUGCAACAAUGAUGAUGACAGUGAUCUGGACGAAGGCAAAACCAAUUGCUCUGACAGUGGCUUUGCGCCUAAUUCGGACAAAACAAGCGAUAACGAGGAGAGCGACGUUUCAUUGAAUGCUCGCAUAUCACCGACGGUUAAGAAGAAGAAGCGAAAGAUGGCAAAGCGAGACUCUUGCUGCGUGGACGG